AUGGUGGUGAUUUUGGGCAAAUUAGCGCUACUUGUAGCAUUUGCGGUUCUUUUUGUCGUAUUCAGGGAAGUCUAUAUUCGAUGGGAAUUAAUUCACUUGGCUAAAAAGCAUCGUACAAAGCCUCCAACCAGGUUGCUUGAUUCAUUUCCUCUAGGUAUUGCUAAUUUUCGUAAGGCUCGUCAAGCCUCGGUUCGUAAUGAGACUUGUGACUUUAUGAUGAAUCUUUUCAAGUCAGGACAUGACACACUUCAUGAUGAGGUCAUGGGUCUCAACAGAAUUGUCACAAGAGAUCCAGAAAACGUUAAGGCAGUCUUGGCUACCAAUUUCAAGGAUUUUUCGCUUGGUCUUCGUCAUGGUGCGUUUUACCCUUUGCUGGGAGAUGGUAUUUUUACGCUUAGUGGAGAAGGCUGGAAGCAUUCACGAGCAUUAUUGCGUCCUCAGUUCUCGAGACAACAAGUAUCUCAGCUCAAUUCUCUUAAUGAACAUGUUGAUCAAUUGAUUCGAAACUUCAAGCGCGAUAGUAAUCAAGACAAUGGCCGUGGAUUUGGCUUUUUUGACGCACAAGUCUACUUCCAUAAUUUGACUUUGGAUACUGCGACUGAGUUUUUGUUUGGUGAAAGUGUAGACUCUCUAUCAAAUGGUAACCGGCAAGUUCAAGGUCCUGAGAUUAAGGUUACUGCCCAGGAAUUUGCUGAAUGUUUUAAUGGCAGUCUCAAGACAUUACGAUUGAGGAUCCAACUAGGCAAAUUAUCAUUCUUGGCUAAUCCUGACCAUUUCAAGCAUGAAGUGAAGAUUUGUCACAACUUUGUUGAUUACUUCGUACACAAAACAUUGGCUGAAACAGAAAAGGAAAAAGCGGACUCUGGUGAUCAAGAGUUUUCAUAUAUUUUCAUAGAACAGCUUGCCAAACAAACGAGAGACCCUAAGGUGAUUCGUGACCAAGCAUUCAAUAUUCUUCUUGCUGGGCGAGACACUACUGCGUCGUUGCUCUCUUUUGCUUUGUUUAUUCUCGCUCGGGACAAGCGUGUUUGGAAUAAACUCAGAGACGAAGUUCUGACAACGUUCGGCAACGACUCGAGUAAAAUUACUUUUGAGUCCCUAAAACGAUCAACCUAUCUCACCAAUACAAUCAAUGAGGUACUCCGUUUAUUCCCAAUUGUUCCCUCGAACUCACGCAUGGCUAUAGCUGACACGAUUCUUCCUAGGGGAGGAGGUGAAGACGAAUCGAGCCCUGUGUUCGUCAAGAAAGGGACCACUGUAAGCUACGUGGUCUAUGUUAUGCAGCGUACGAAGAAAUACUGGGGAGAAGAUGCGGAAGAUUUCCGCCCCGAGAGGUGGGAGGAAGGCAAGCUUCACAUGUGGGAUUACCUGCCAUUUAAUGGUGGGCCGAGAAUCUGCCUGGGACAACAGUUUGCAUUGACUGAGAUCUCAUUCACACUGGUUCGCAUUCUUCAGACUUUUAGAGACGUUGAACCACAUCCAGAUGCUACCCCAUCUUUUAAAGAUCUCCGUGGACUUCAUAGUUUAACUUUAUCUGUUGCUGAAGGAGUAUGGCUAAGAUUGAUUGAGUAG
This is a messenger RNA of Sugiyamaella lignohabitans, 1572 nucleotides long. RefSeq names its product Dit2p (gene DIT2). The transcript has a single exon. Gene Ontology annotation, molecular function: iron ion binding; heme binding; oxidoreductase activity, acting on paired donors, with incorporation or reduction of molecular oxygen, reduced flavin or flavoprotein as one donor, and incorporation of one atom of oxygen. The record is from RefSeq and is a predicted model, not a curated record. Bases 1 to 1572 code for a protein of 523 amino acids. Lineage: Eukaryota; Fungi; Ascomycota; Dipodascomycetes; Dipodascales; Trichomonascaceae.